AUGAUGAAUGAUUCUGCCGCUUACAUCUACACCCAGAGCGAAGAGUCCGACAUGUUGGCCACCGAAUAUCUCGCAAAGGAGCGUGAAAUUAAUAUUGUGCUUGACGAAGCGUGGGCGGAGGCACUGUACAUGCGAGCAAACGACACGCGGCUGAGCCAGGUCCCAUUGCCCCGGGGGCUCAAAGAAGAACACGUGGUGGCCAUAAUUGCCUAUACCUCUGCUAGCGAGUUAUAUAGCCAGUUCAAUGUGGCGCUGAGGAUGUACGGGGCUAACGACUCCGUCUACGCGGAGGAAUUUCAUUACAAAGGAUACCAGUAUCUUCUCUCCGUUGCCAUCGAGAAGCUGAGAGAGGACUUGGGUAAAACACCCCAGCCGACCUACAGAAGAAUGCAUAAAAGGUCCUCUGGUGAGGUGGGAUCUCGAAUGAAAUUUGGUUAUUUUGCUUCGUCAUCUCGCUCAAAAGGGAACGAGAUGUUCGGCGCAAAAACAGUAUUUACAAUUUUCUCUCAGUACGGUGCCCAGGUACAAAAUUACUCGCUUUUCUCCGAUGAAGAAGAGGUUCUGAUUCCGCCGUAUGAAGCGUUCAAAAUCACGAGUUACGAACCGCGUCCUGACGGAGUUGAUAUUUCUCUCCAGACGGACGGGGUGGCUGGGAUCCCGGUAAGGAUAGAGAGGGGCAGUGAAGGCGAGAUGAUUGUGCUGCGGUGUGAGGGGACCGCCAUUUUCCCAAUGGCGUGGUUGUCCAUCCUCGCGCCCUUGGUUCACCUUUCCCAGUAA
Hypanus sabinus (Atlantic stingray) is the source of this 777-nucleotide messenger RNA. RefSeq names its product GPI-linked NAD(P)(+)--arginine ADP-ribosyltransferase 1-like. The record is from RefSeq and is a predicted model, not a curated record. The transcript has a single exon. The coding region runs from base 1 to 777 and encodes 258 amino acids. Gene Ontology annotation, molecular function: NAD+ poly-ADP-ribosyltransferase activity; NAD+-protein-arginine ADP-ribosyltransferase activity. Lineage: Eukaryota; Metazoa; Chordata; Chondrichthyes; Myliobatiformes; Dasyatidae.